Molecule: messenger RNA, 2426 nt
Organism: Solanum pennellii
Lineage: Eukaryota; Viridiplantae; Streptophyta; Magnoliopsida; Solanales; Solanaceae
Product: serine/threonine-protein kinase BSK7-like
Exons: 13
Coding region: 525-1985 (486 amino acids)
Biological process (GO): protein phosphorylation; brassinosteroid mediated signaling pathway
Molecular function (GO): protein binding; ATP binding; protein kinase activity
Source: RefSeq, a predicted model, not a curated record
UAAAUAUAGGAAAAGGACAAGUUUAUGUAGGGUGGAAAAUCAUGAAAGAGCCACGAAAAUUGUGCUUUAGUGUUAGUACUCCAAAGAGGGAUCUGUACAAUCACAUUUUUCAUUCUAUCCCAUCUACUCUGUAAUUGUUUAUAUGUAUAUUCUCACUUUCUACUGACUCCUUUCUCUUUCUUCUCCACUUUAUUGAUCUUUUGUGUCUACAGUAAAUUAAACAAAGAAUCACGAAUUUACUCCACUGUCAGCAGGAGCUGUUAUUUGGAGUUCAGGUGGUGGUGAAGUUUUCUGUUUAUUCAGUUGAAAAAGGAAGCUUUUUGAUGGGGGCUGAAUUUGGUUUCUUUGCAGAAAAAGUUCGUGUUUUGGAAUUUAUUUAACGUGGAUUUUCAGUUCACUCAGCUUUGAUAUGAUAUUCAAGCCAAAUGCAGAUCUUGAAGCCGCAUAAAGUGUAAUUUGUCAGGUUGUGCUACAAACUCCAAGCUACUAUAUCUUUAAAGACUUAAAAUCUGUAGGAUAGUGUGAUGGGCUGUGAAAGUUCUAAACUUGCCUCGUGUUGCUGGACUGGAGAGAGUGGCCCCAUUCACGAGGCUCAGAAUCCUGAUGAAGAAAAAAAUGAAGUUAGUGAUUCACCUGCAUUCUGCGAGUUUACAUUUGAGCAGCUCAGGAUAGCUACAUCUGCAUUUGCUGUAGAGAAUAUAGUUUCUGAACAUGGCGAAAAAGCUCCAAAUGUUGUUUAUAAAGGAAAGCUAGAGAACCAGAGGCCGGUUGCUGUUAAACGCUUCAACAGAUCUGCAUGGCCUGAUUCCCGGCAAUUUUUAGAAGAAGCAAGGGCUGUUGGUCAACUCCGCAACAAUAGGUUAGCAAAUCUUCUUGGCUGUUGUUGUGAGGGUGAUGAGAGGUUGCUAGUUGCAGAAUUCAUGCCCAAAGAGACGCUUGCAAAACAUCUUUUUCAUUGGGACACACAACCAAUGAAGUGGGCAAUGCGGUUAAGGGUGGCGUUGUAUAUUGCACAGGCUCUUGAAUAUUGUACAGGCAAAGGACGUGCUCUUUAUCAUGAUCUUAAUGCUUAUAGAAUAUUAUUCGGAGAAGAUGGGGAUCCCCGACUUUCUUGCUUUGGUUUGAUGAAGAACAGUCGAGAUGGAAAAAGUUACAGCACAAACUUGGCAUUUACUCCUCCUGAAUAUUUGAGGACAGGUAGAAUCACCCCAGAGAGUGUGAUAUUUAGCUUUGGGACACUUCUGCUUGACCUUCUGAGUGGAAAGCACAUCCCUCCUAGUCAUGCACUGGAUCUGAUAAAAGACCGGAAUCUUGAGAUGCUAACUGAUUCUUGCUUGGAAGGUCAAUUUUCUACUGAUGACGGAACUGAAUUGGUACGGAUUGCUUCGAGAUGUCUCCAGUAUGAGCCUCGUGAGCGGCCGAAUCUGAAGUCAUUAAUUUCUGCAUUAUAUCCUCUUCAAAAAGAAGCUGAGGUUCCCUCUCAUGUAUUAAUGGGUAUAUCAUCUGAUGGCGAAACUAUGCCUCUAUCUCCACUUGGUGAAGCUUGUUUGAAAACGGAUUUGACUGCUAUCCAUGAGAUCUUAGAAGCACUUGGAUACAAAGAUGACGGGGGAGCAGCUACUGAGCUUUCAUUUCAGAUGUGGACAGAUCAGAUGCUGGAAACGUUGAACUCAAAGAAAAAGGGUGAUGUUGCUUUCAAGAACAAAGAUUUUAGUGCUGCCAUUGAAUGCUAUACGCAGUUCAUUGACGUUGGAACCAUGGCCUCACCAACUGUGUUUGUUCGUCGUUGUCUGUCUUAUCUCAUGAAUGAUAUGCCACGAGAAGCUCUCAAUGAUACAGUACAAGCACAAGUGAUAUCUCCUGUUUGGCAUAUUGCAUCAUAUCUGCAAGCUGCUUCUCUUUUCACAUUGGGAAGGGAAAACGAGGCACAAAUCGCACUUAGAGAGGCUGCCAUACUCGAAGAAGAGAAAAAUGCAUCUGCUUGAAAGUGGCAACUGGAGCUCCUCAGAAAUGCAGCUGAGCUAUCGAUAUGUCACCUCGUGUAUGCAAUGGUUAGUAAAUUGUGUCAAUAGUGAAUUCUUUUGCAACAUAAUUGGAUGAAGUUGCUUUGUAUCUACAAGUUAGUCCUUGUUAAUUUCGCGCUAUGGAGUUAUCCAUCAUUCCCGAGUUCUGAAGGUUGCGUUUUCCCCAGAGGGUUGGUUCCAGAUAGAUUUCUCGAUCAUCGAAAAAAACAAUACCAUAGGUUCCUAAAGAUACAAGACCUAUGGAGAAAGUAUGAAGAGAGACUAGCAUUCUGUAAUUUUUGUACAGUACUAUAUGGUUUUAUUAUUGUGGGAUUAAAUUUACAAAACUAUGGCAACUUAUGUAACUUGCAAAUUAUUAUUUGUACUUCCUUUAUGACCAAAAAAUAAAAUAAAAUUAUUGUU